Alternaria novae-zelandiae is the source of this 1566-nucleotide messenger RNA. RefSeq lists its product as uncharacterized. The coding region runs from base 1 to 1566 and encodes 521 amino acids. The transcript has a single exon. Gene Ontology annotation, molecular function: NAD binding; UDP-glucose 6-dehydrogenase activity. The record is from RefSeq and is a predicted model, not a curated record. NCBI's taxonomy places the organism in Eukaryota, Fungi, Ascomycota, Dothideomycetes, Pleosporales, Pleosporaceae. Gene Ontology annotation, biological process: glycosaminoglycan biosynthetic process. Gene Ontology annotation, cellular component: nucleus; cytosol.
AUGUCUAGUCACACACGGCAAGAUGCGCCGACCCCAGCGCCCUCAUACCGCUCCACCCACGAGUCCAAAUUGUUCGGACGCAUAACCAAGAUAUGUUGUAUCGGUGCAGGAUAUGUGGGAGGACCGACUUCGGCAGUCAUGGCGAACGCCAAUCCCGACAUCCAGGUGACGGUGGUCGAUUAUGACAGCAAGCGCAUUGCUGCAUGGCAAUCUGAAGAACUCCCCAUCUACGAACCCGGCCUUAUGGAUGUGGUUAAGCCAGCCCGCGACGGCAUCCCCAACAAGCGAACGCCAAACCUCUUUUUCUCAACAGAUGUUGACCGCGGCAUUGCCGAAGCCGAACUCAUCCUCUUGAGCGUCAAUACCCCCACCAAGACAUUGGGUCAGGGUGCCGGACAUGCAAGUGAACUCUCCUAUUUGGAGUCUGCUGUGCGGAAGAUUGGUGCUGUUGCUACAGACAACAAGAUCAUCGUGGAGAAGAGUACUGUGCCAUGCCGGGCGGCAGAUACGCUGCGAGAUGUUCUGAGAGCAACGAGUAGACCUGGCGUCGAGUUUGAGAUCCUAUCAAACCCUGAGUUCUUGGCCGAAGGAACCGCUAUCCAAAAUCUCUCGAACCCUGAUCGCGUUCUCAUCGGCUCUCUCAAGACUCCCCAUGGGUUGGCGGCUGCACGAGCUCUUUCUCAGAUCUACUCAGCUUGGGUCAGCCCAGAUCGCAUCAUCACGAUCAACUUGUUUAGCUCCGAACUGGCCAAGCUAGCUGCAAAUGCACUGCUCGCUCAGCGGAUCAGCAGUGUCAAUGCACUGGGUGCCAUGUGUGAGGCAGUAGGCGCCGACAUCGAUGAGGUGUCCUAUGCCGUUGGAUUGGACAAGCGCAUUGGGUCUCGAAUGCUCAAGGCGUCGGUCGGCUUUGGUGGCUCCUGCUUCCGCAAAGACAUCUUGUCCCUUGCAUACAUCGCAGAGUCCCUGAACCUGUUUGAGGUCGCCGCUUACUGGCGAUCAGUAGUCGACAUAAACGAGUACCAGAAGGACCGAUUUACCCGCCGCAUAGUGCGAUGCUUGUACAAUUCGCUUUCGAACAAGACGCUUGCUAUCCUUGGCUUUGCAUACAAGAAGGACACAGGAGACACUCGCGAGUCAGCAGCUAUCACAGUCGUCAACAACCUACUCGCUGAAGGUGCCAACGUCAGGAUCUACGACCCACAAGUCAAGGAAUCGCAAAUACUGCACGAUAUCGAGAGCAGUAACCCGAGUCCACAGAGCAUCAAAGGCAGACUCACAGUCUGCUCCUCGACUUACGACGCGUGUACCGACGCCGACGCCGUGGUCAUAUUGACGGAGUGGGACGAGUUCAGCAACAAGCAGCCUACGAGAAGCGGGCACGUUCGCGGCGACUCAGUACACAACGGUGAUGUGGAUACAAUGCGCAAAGAGAUAUCAUGGAAGCGCGUUUCGCAGGUCAUGCGCCGUCCAAUGUACGUCUUUGAUGGACGUAACGUCGUCGAUCCUGUGCCUCUCGAAGCUCUGGGUUUCCGGUACGAAGGUGUUGGUAAAUCGAGGGGGUUGUAA